Molecule: messenger RNA, 4868 nt
Organism: Lepisosteus oculatus (spotted gar)
Lineage: Eukaryota; Metazoa; Chordata; Actinopteri; Semionotiformes; Lepisosteidae
Product: calcium-binding mitochondrial carrier protein SCaMC-2-B
Biological process (GO): ADP transport; ATP transport; transmembrane transport
Cellular component (GO): mitochondrial inner membrane
Molecular function (GO): ATP transmembrane transporter activity; calcium ion binding
Source: RefSeq, a predicted model, not a curated record
GCAAGUUCCUCUCUAUUGAUGGCAAGAAAUCCAUCAGCACUCAGGCCCUUUUCGAUUGGCUGUGGGCACUCAGCCUCUUCCAGCGGACCUGCCAGUGUGAGGCCCGUGGAUUGGCUGCAGCACAGCUGCAGUGAGGAUGCAGGUCUGAGGAGGGCUGGGAGCCGGUUUGUACCGCAUCAGUCCCUUCUGCGCUGGGGCAGGUUUCCCCAGCUCUCGUCUUCACAGCUCCUGCCGCCCUGGGAAGAGGAGGAGGAGGAGGAAGAGGAGGAUAAAAAGUCAGUCUCUGUCCAGAUCUGUGAACGCUGCUUCUUAAUUUUAAAGGCAUAGGUAAAUCAGCCAGACAGCCAGACGGCCGCGCUGGACCGGCGCAAGCGGCUUGAAGGGAAGCCAAAGUUCGGACUCUUGCCGGCGGAUUAGACUUUCGUUGCAGUCUAGGGCAGCUGAGCAGAAGUGUUCGGUGGGGUUGAUGUCCCCCGGCGCGCAGCUCCUCGUGUCUGAGAGGGGGGCUCUCUCGCCAGGGGUAGCGCAGGAUAGUGAGGCGUAGGGGGAUUUUCUGGAAGCGUCGGCCGUGAUGCCCGCAGGCUGUGUCCUGGCGGACGCGGCGGUGUAGCCUGUCGGCGGGGGUGUUCAGCUCAGGCUGCUGUCAGACUCGGGUUCCGCGGUUCUCGGGGGCAGGGAUGGCGCAGGGGCUGUGGGAGUGCCUGUCCCGCUGGUUUGCGCCGGCGAGGGCUCAGGGAGAGGAGCGGGAUGCCGAGAGGAAAGCUGGAGCUCCGGGAGCCAGGCAGGGGAAAGAGGAGAGCGUCAGGACCGAGAAGACGACGAUGAUCAUCGUGGUGGCGCCCCCAGAAGAUCUCAAACAGAAAAUUGUGAAGGCCGGGGACAAGGACCUGGAUGGCCAGCUGGACUUCGAAGAGUUUGUCCACUACCUCCGCGACCACGAGAAGAAGCUGCGGCUCGUCUUCAAGAGCCUGGACAGGAAGAACGAUGGUCGAAUUGAUGCACAGGAGAUUAUGCAGUCGCUGCGUGACCUGGGCGUGCACAUCUCCGAGCAACAGGCGGAGAAGAUCCUGAAGAGAAUAAGGAAGGGUCAAAACUGGGCCCCUAUAACUUACAUGGACAAGAACGGGACAAUGACCAUUGACUGGAAUGAGUGGAGAGAUUAUCACCUGUUGCACCCAGCUGAUAAUAUUCCCGAAAUCAUUCUGUACUGGAAGCACUCCACGAUAUUCGAUGUGGGCGAGAGCCUGAUGGUGCCGGACGAGUUCACGGCGGAGGAGAGGAACACGGGGAUGUGGUGGCGCCACCUAGUGGCGGGCGGAGGAGCAGGCGCGGUGUCCAGGACCUGCACAGCCCCUCUGGAUCGGCUCAAAGUGCUCAUGCAGUGCCUCUCUGUUCUCCAUCAUCAUCAUCAUCACCAUCGUGCUCUGUGUGGUCUGCAGGUUCACGGGUCCCGGGCGAACAACAUGUGCAUCGUGGGAGGAUUUACGCAGAUGAUCCGCGAGGGCGGGAUGCGUUCCCUGUGGCGAGGAAAUGGCAUCAAUGUCAUCAAAAUCGCUCCCGAGUCGGCCAUCAAGUUCAUGGCGUACGAGCAGAUCAAGCGCUUGAUGGGCAGCAGCCAGAACUCGCUGGGGAUCCUGGAAAGACUCGUCGCCGGCUCCCUUGCAGGAGCGAUUGCACAGAGCAGCAUCUAUCCUAUGGAGGUCCUGAAGACCAGACUGGCGCUGCGCAAGACGGGACAGUACUCGGGCAUGGCGGACUGCGCCAAGCACAUCUUCAAGAAGGAGGGGCUGGCUGCCUUCUACAAGGGCUACGUUCCCAACAUGCUGGGGAUCAUCCCCUACGCUGGCAUCGACCUGGCGGUGUACGAGACGCUGAAGAACUCCUGGCUGCAGCGGUACGCCACCGACAGCGCUGACCCUGGCGUGUUCGUCCUCCUGGCCUGCGGGACGAUGUCCAGCACGUGCGGCCAGCUGGCCAGCUACCCUCUUGCACUGGUCCGGACCCGGAUGCAGGCGCAAGCCAGUGUAGAGGGAGCCCCUCAGAUGUCCAUGACGGGGCUGUUCAGACACAUCCUGCGGACCGAGGGGGCGUCGGGGCUGUACAGGGGGCUGGCGCCCAACUUCAUGAAGGUCAUCCCGGCCGUCAGCAUCAGCUACGUGGUGUACGAGAACCUGAAAGUGACUCUGGGGGUGCAGUCCCGGUGAGAGGGCAGGCGGGGGCGCAGGAGGGACCCAGAGAACAAGAGACUGCAGAAUCUCUGGUCGAGAGGCCCGGGGUUGCCCGAUCAUCUCAUUCUGUGAAUGUCUGAAAACACUAGGAACUGGAAAGCUACCGAUCGAUAGCGCCGCUGUGACACUGUGAAACCGUUGGACACUUGGAAGGUUCUCAGUUCAGUUUUUUUUUAAUCCCAGAGGGACAUUUCCAAGCAGUAGUUGCCUUUUAAGUUUCAGAACCCCCUCCCCCCCCCACCCCCACCCCAAAACAGAUCAGUCGUCGGACACGCGCAGCGCAGCUCAGCGCUUGUGAUCUGUUUGGGAAUGAGGACGCCUCAUCUCCCUCUGGGGUCCACGAUACCUUCUGUACUCCACUGCUGUAGCAGGUCAGUGUUGCCCUGCGUCCCCUGAGCGGAGCACCUCGACGCAGAAGAGCCUGUACAGUAUUAGAAAACCUUCUCACCUCUUCCCUUCCUGCUGUUCUAACUGCAUCCUCGCUGUCGGGUCUGGCAGGAAAGGGACUGUGCCUGCUUAUCUGCAUGGCUUUAAAGAAAACUGCCACCAAACACACACACCUGAUUGAAGGGCUCUUUUUAACUUAUUUAAAUCACCCGUGUACCUGUUAUUUUUUUAAUGUACAUUUUUAGUUCGUUUUUUUUUUUCAGGAUAACGCAUUCUUAUAUAUGUCCGAUGAAUUUGGUCUAAAUUGUCACCUGCUGUUUACAUUAGUUUGUUUUUUUAUUUGCUUUCCAAAAUGUGUAAUUUGAACUGAUUUGUUUGUCUCCCAACCCAGAAAAAAAGGAACCAAACCUGUAUACGUGCUGGGGGAGGUUACUUCUGUUGAUUUAGUCUCUAAAACAGUGUGGAUGGGGAAUCCGUAGUGUCUUAACUGUCUGCUUUUGUCUAGCAGAAUGAAUGAAGAGAGGGGUGAUGAAGCAGUGGAAUAAUUUAUUUUUGUAUGUAUCUUACAGUGCUAACCAGAUAUUUAUUUUAAAAUGGCCUGUUAAAAAAAAUGUUAUAAAUUGUAUGUUGUAAGGAGUUUGCAUGUUUAAAAAGACAAAUCAGCAUUUCAUUUCAAGUGGGUUGUCUUUGCUUAUGCCCUCAGGAGCAAAUAUGCUUUAUUGGACCUUCCUGACUGCAGUGUUAGUCUGAUUGUAAUCUUAGUCUUUGCAAAAUUGACAGUUCCAGCAAGUUGCCUGAUUGGGCAGGGGUGUCUGAAAGGAAACCUCAGUGUCUGCAAGGGAGCUCAAGAAAUCAAAAUUACAGGGGCUGCCAGUCUUAGCUUUAAUUGAUUAUAUUGAAAAAUAAUUUGGAUAAUUUUCCUCUGCAUUGUUGUGGGGGGAAAAUCGCACUGUUACAGAAAUCUGCUCUAUAAUGAGAUGUUGCAAACCUGUGAAAGGAGGUGUGAUCCAUCCAUAUUGACUGAGGAAUAUUUGAGUCCCAGAGCACUGCUUUCCACCUGCUUCCGAAUAACUAAAUAUUCUGCUUCACACUCGAGCACUUUAAAAUGCUUUAACCACAGGUGAAUGUUUCUUGUACUUGGAAAGACAAAAAGGCGGCCGUUGGAAUAUGUCACAGGUGUGAUUUUUUUGUAGCAUUAAAAUUGUUUGGUAGGGAGUUUAAUCUGUAGUCCUAGAAAUAUUAAGAUACACAAUAGUCUGAUGCUUCUAAAAGUGUAAGGGGGUGAAAAAGAAUUGUACAAGAGGGAUAAUUAUGGUUCAGUGUUUUUGGCACUCCUGUUAUGCUGUCGAACCAAAACUGCCUUGUUUUGUCCAUCUGCACCUCAAUGCCGAACCCGCACGCUGUUCAGAAAGAGAAAACGGAACUUGCCUUACUCCCGAUGUACGGAAAGCAGAUGAGUGCUAGGCUCUGUGGGACUCGGCGGCUCCUCUCCGCUGUCGGCACAGAAAAAGGAGGCUGUUCGGGUCUCGGAGUAACCGUCUCGAACUCGGUAAUGUUUCUGAGUGGCAGCCCCUUUCUUUUUUUUCCCCGUCUUGAGGUCCUCCAAUUUUGCGACGGCUCAGGUAGCCGAGAACAGAAGCUGCCCGAGGGUCACGCGUGGGCGGAGUGAACGUGCACAAGGCCGAGAGAGAGGGACACGUGCCUUCUAAGAAUGUGGCGUGAAACACAUGACCUCCUUGCGCAGUUCAGUCAAUGUGUUCCCAUACUAAGAUUUGCACAGUGGCUGCAGAGUGAUGCCCCAGGGGCCCUGUUAGUCUAUUCCACUUCAGUAUGUAGAGAAUAUAUAUUUCUUCUCAUGUCCUCCAGAUCGAUUGCCGCUUUUGGAAUCUCGCAACUGCUCUUUCGGUGUAUUCCAACAGCCCGACAAGAUGAUGUGAAUUUGACGUGUAUUAUAUAGCAUCUUCCGUGGUCCAGAAGUCUUUUUCUAAAGCUGGGAGUGUCUCCUUCAAAUCUGAAGCCUCCCUUGCUCCUGCAUCCAUGUCCCGCUGUGAGAGGCGCUGUGCCGUUUCUGUGCGUGCGACUCAUGCCAGUGCUCGCUGAAAUAUUGACGUGAUGCAAAGAUCAAUGCAAGAUAUUUGUUUCAAACGAUACUAAUUUUGUCCUUUGUAGAGUACGAGCGAAUUAAUGAAUGUAAUGCAAAUGUAUUUAUGUUAAAAGGGGGAACAAGUGUCAAAUAAAGUUCUUCUCUUAGAC